This is a messenger RNA of Orbicella faveolata, 2183 nucleotides long. RefSeq lists its product as uncharacterized. Lineage: Eukaryota; Metazoa; Cnidaria; Anthozoa; Scleractinia; Merulinidae. The record is from RefSeq and is a predicted model, not a curated record. Gene Ontology annotation, molecular function: beta-glucosidase activity. Gene Ontology annotation, biological process: carbohydrate metabolic process.
AUGAUGAUGAUGAUGAUCAUGAUCAUGAUCAUGAUCAUGAUGUUGAGGACUAUGACGAUGACGAUGAAGAUUAAUAACAGUAGCUGGACUUCGUGUAGUACAGUUCAGGGAGUAAUCUGGCGCGAGUAAAUGACUAAUUAAUAUUAUCCAACAGAUUCCGGAAUUGAAAACGUCUUUUGAGGGUAAACGUCUGUAACGACAUUACAAAGGACGCCAUUAAAGCGCGCGUAAUUGACGAGCGAGUCACCUGAGUAUCAAAUUAGGAAAAGUUCAAAGUGGAUACCAGUAAUUGAACACCAACGUCAUCGCUCGCCGAUUACGUGAUAUUUGGCUCGCGGAUCCCCAAUCACAAUUGAGGAUUUUUAACAGAUACGAUAAAUAAUGAAGAAGAAAUGACCAAAAAUAAAUAAAUAAUAAAGAAGAAGUGACCAAAAGAAAAAAAAAACAAACAAUUGACUGCUCCCGGGCUACAAAGCCGGAAAGGCUAAUUUGGUUGAUUGGUUCCUUUUGUUUGGUCUUUGCCUAUCUUCGCCUUUAUCUUUUGUCAAAUUUAUUUCCACUCGAAGUCUAACUCGAUCUUCAACUCGAAAACCGAUUCGAAGUCCAACUCGAAGUCUAACUCGAAGUCUAACUCGAACUCGAGUCCAAACUCGAGGGAUUAUUUCUCCCGAGGGCUGCAAAUUCGCGAUGACCUUGACUGCGUACUGAUCCCCGGGGACUGUUGGAUGAUCACGAGACUAACACAAGACAAACUUAACAUAGUAAUGAGCUAAUUUACUUUCUAAAUGAUUAUUCAUCUUCCCUUAUCUACGGUAAGGAGUAAAACAACUUCGACUCGAACUUCCAUAUAAAUGUCAUCAAACGACGCAGUUAAUUUUGAGAGGAAGGCCUGAACAACAAGACGAUUUGGUCACGUUACGGAGUUUUCACCAUCUCGUUGAUAGGACUGUUGACAGAACGUCCAUGACUAUAGCACAAUCUUUCUUUCAUUUUCACCGAUAAAAUUCUGGUCGCUGGUCAUUUCCUCGGUUCAUUUUGUACUCAAACGUCGGGAUACCACAAGCAAGACGAUAUUUUAAAAACAAAGUGCUCUUGACGAGUUUUGUUUGCCGAAAUAAACGUUUCUAUUGGUUCCAAAGUGGACCAUUUCUGGUUGAACGCUUUGAUGACGAUAGUCGUUGGAAAGGCAGGUUGAUCUUGUUUCACAGCAAAUAUCACAAUUGUCAACGUGAGGAGUUGGAACCACUACACGGAAUCUCAGUGUUAGGACGACUAAAAUGAUAGUAUUAGCUUUCCUUGUUUACCAGGUUGGAGCAGUGUUAGCAGGACAGAAACUCGAUCUUCACCCGUAUCUUGACACGCUUCAGUUCCGUAAUGGUCCUUCGUUUGUCCAUGCCAAUCAAAGGUUUGGUUGGGAGCAGUUCUGCGUAUUAUAUUCUGAACCAGAAAAUGUUUCAACUAUUCGAUUUGGCUGGGAUUCAUUGGGAUUGAGAAGCUACUUGUUUGAAAACCCAGGAAAUCAAAAGAAGCAGCGGUCACCACCAGGAGGUAUGCGCAGUGCAGUUCCCUUGGGUGGCCUUGGAACGGGAUCGUUUGAGCUCCGUGGAGAUGGCUCUAUCCACGAGUGGACGAUCGAGAACCAGACUCCUGCAGGCUCGGCCAAACUCAAUCAAGCGGCUCUGGAUCUAGCUGUGUUCGGUGUCCGUGUGCACACUGGUGCCUCAAACACAGCACUACUGAUGCGCACCCACCCUCCCAAGGGAUAUCCAGGUGUUGCGUCCUUGGGUUAUUCUGGCUCAUACCCAGUCUCCAAGCUUACCAUACGAGAUAAACGAUUUGGUGACGUCAAACUGGACCUUUUUGCAUUUUCAGCCUUGAAACCACGUGAUUCCAAAACGUCAGCCACGCCUGCCAUUGCUUUUACGUUACGCAUCAAAAACCCAACAAAGAAGUCUAUCAAGGUGUCAUUCAUGUUAAACCUACCGCUAGGUAUUCAGACUGACACAAAAAGGUAUGGAAAGCCAACCAAAAGCUUCAAAGUGAGCAACUCUGACCCUACUUCAUGCUCUAAAACGUGUGUAGAUGAUUUGGAAUGCCUGUCAUGGCAAGUAGAUGUAAAAAACAAAACAUGUUUGUUGUUCGAUCAAGUGCCUCCUCAUNCCCUGUCCGUAUGUAUCAUAUAA